This is a messenger RNA of Striga asiatica, 1201 nucleotides long. The record is from the annotation of a GenBank genome assembly. NCBI's taxonomy places the organism in Eukaryota, Viridiplantae, Streptophyta, Magnoliopsida, Lamiales, Orobanchaceae.
GAGCGCAUUUUGUGUAAACCAAGUGAAGAGCUUCUCUAGUCCUCCACAAGCUCAGCAGCGCAGCCAUGGCUGUUGGAAAGAACAAGCGGAUUUCCAAGGGGAAGAAGGGAGGCAAGAAGAAAGCAGCUGAUCCCUUCGCUAAGAAGGACUGGUAUGAUAUCAAGGCGCCGAAGGUGUUCAGUACGAGAAACAUAGGCAAAACUCUAGUUACUCGUACUCAGGGUACAAAGAUUGCUUCUGAAGGUCUCAAGCACCGUGUGUUUGAGGUGUCCUUGGCUGACCUUCAAGGUGAUGAGGACCACUCCUUCAGGAAGAUCCGUUUGAGAGCUGAAGAUGUUCAGGGAAAGAAUGUUCUCACAAACUUCUGGGGCAUGGAUUUCACCACUGACAAGCUGAGAUCUCUCGUGAGGAAAUGGCAGUCACUAAUUGAGGCUCAUGUUGAUGUCAAGACUACCGACAACUAUACUUUGAGGUUGUUCUGCAUUGCCUUCACGAAGAAGCGCGUGAACCAGCAGAAGAGGACAUGCUAUGCACAGUCGAGCCAGAUUCGCCAGAUCCGGAGGAAGAUGAGGGAGAUCAUGGUGAACCAAGCACAAUCUUGCGAUCUCAAGGAUUUGGUUCAGAAGUUCAUUCCCGAGUCUAUUGGCAAAGAGAUCGAGAAGGCAACCCAAAGCAUCUACCCUCUUCAGAAUGUGUAUAUCAGGAAGGUUCAUGGAGAUCAUGAAGAAAUUGGUGUGAAGCUGGAAAGGCCAGCUGAGGAGCCAAUGGUUGAGGUGACUGAAGUUGUUGGUGCCUAGAUUUGGAUUACAUAUUCGAUUUCAAUUAUGUCCUUUUCAGUUACAUGUACUCAGUUUUCUUGGAGAGAUUUAGGAUGAAAUUCCUCUCAAGAGAUUUGCUAAGGAGUUGUUUGUUUCUGUUUUAAGUUUUUGUUAUAUUGUACCCUGAAUUUUGUGACCAUUAUGAAUAAUUUUACGUUUUCACUCUUUGCUUGGAAUUUGCCUUUGCUUUUAUUAAAUACGUCUUAAGAUGCCACCAGGUUUUGGAUAAAAUAAAAGGUAAAACAAAGGAUGAAUACUAAAGAUUACUUGUGUUAAUCUCUAUCACUCAUUCAACCAAUAAAUUUGUGUUUGACCGCGUACGAGUUGAGCUUGAGAACCUUGAAUUUGAGCUGAUUCAAGCAUUUAUUUAUUUUUGUCAAGUU